This is a messenger RNA of Fonsecaea nubica, 2064 nucleotides long. RefSeq lists its product as hypothetical. The coding region runs from base 1 to 2064 and encodes 687 amino acids. Lineage: Eukaryota; Fungi; Ascomycota; Eurotiomycetes; Chaetothyriales; Herpotrichiellaceae. The record is from RefSeq and is a predicted model, not a curated record. Gene Ontology annotation, cellular component: COG complex; Golgi apparatus. The transcript is spliced from 2 exons. Gene Ontology annotation, biological process: intra-Golgi vesicle-mediated transport.
AUGGAUCCCACGACCACAAUUCUCAACUGGCAGAAUGCCUUCGAGAACCAUCGCAUCCCACAAACCCGGGUGAUUGAAAAGCAAUUGCGGGCCAGUGCCGCACAGAAUAAAGAUAAGCUGCGUGCUCUUGUUGGUGACAGCUACCGCGAGCUUUUGGCAACAGCCGAAGCCAUUGUCGUCUUAGACGGACAGACAAGGACUGCAGAGGACAAACUCUUGUCAAUCAGUCACAAUUGUAGACCACCUCAGCAGGAUGCCUCUCCCCGGCCUCCGCCCGCAGACAAAGUGGCGCUGGCUCAGUUUCGCCUCUUGCAACGGUGCUGCAUGUCUGUGGCUUCAUGCCUUCGAAAUCAACAUAUCUUACUGUGUGCGCAGCUUAUGGUUGUCUCGAGGUUGUUGCUGAAAUCACUGGGUGACCAAGACAUACUAACUGGGAGCCUCGAUUCACUACGGAACAAACUUGGUGCAUUUCGGCGACAACUGCUUCUGCGAAUCGAAGCUAAGUUGAUCAGACCUACUUCAACACUGUCUGAUCUUCUCGAGUCCAUUUGCGCUUACUGCCUAGUCACCAGCAGCUCUUCUGAGGAUGCCUUAGGUCAUCUGCGUCAGCUGAGGCUUGAGAAGAUCCGACGUCAAUUGGCGGCCUCUCGCCAGAAGUCCACCUUUUGUCAAGCCUUGCGAUACCAAAUAUUAUCCUUGCAGACCUUCAAGUCUUUGACAGGACGGCCCAUAGUCGAUUCUAUCAGUAAUCUGCAGAAGAGACCGAUCUUGGAGGAUCCGUCCAUCAGAGACCUGGAGUCUCUAGGCCUUGACCAGAUCAUCUCAUUGAUUCCGCAGGAGAUACGGUCAUUUGUUCCCUACUUCAAGAGAAGUGCACCCACAUUCGAGGAAACCCAGGCUAAGCUGGAGACAUGGUCCCGAGAAAGCUUAAAGACAUUCUCUGAUGCGUUGCACCAAUAUCUCCCGGCGACGGACUCGAUAGCAGAGGUACUGCAGUUGCGGCACGAGCUGUAUACUAUUCUUCUUCCUUUCUACUUUUCGACUCCCGCGGGGCCAGACAUCAAGGAUCAGAUUGCGCAAGCUCUGAACAGCAGAGUGAACGACAUUUGUCACGAUAGAUGUGCUCACCUGGUUCAUAUCACAACGCUGCUCCUCGAAAAUCCGGCUGGCACAACCACAAAGUCAUUAUGGGAUCCAGAGCUCGCACUAUUGAAUCUAGAGGCUGGGGGAGCUAAGCUCACUACACGCAUCCGAAAGCGACACGACGGCCAUAAUGUGGCAUUAUCUAGGGCUUCAAAGUCGUUGAAUGCGUGGAUCACAACCACAAACAGUACGUUUGAUCAAUUAAAUGAGAUUUCAAGGAUGAGAUGGAGAGAUGUUGUUGAAGAGCCAGAGGAGGAGGAUGAAGACGAAGCCUCUGGUUUGAUCAAAGAUCUGUGCGAAACGGAUUCAAGUCUAUACCGCGACAGUCUGCAAAAUGCGUUACAGACGGCGUUGCUCGAAUACGAAGCAAAAAUCACCCAGCGAGCAACCCAAGUGGUAGAUGAGCCAGAGUCUGUCUCCCAAAUUGUGGCAUUGCUACGCGCCAUCAGAUUUUCGAUGAUGUCCUUACAGCAUACUUUUCCCGAGCAAGCCAGAUUCGAGAAGCUCCCUAAGAUUGUCCGGCAGCUGCAUCAGCUCGUGGCGAAAGAGGUCAGCCUCCAAUUAUCUGCGUCAAGAGAACGCAGGAAGAAGACCAAGAGAUGGAACAAGGACAUGUUGCUUGACAAUAUGCCUUCACCCUGUGCAUUCUCAACUCUACGACAACUUUGUGGGAUAAUGCUGGAUAUUGGUGGCACCGAUUUAUGGUCUCUUCCAGUGGUUGGACUGGUCAAGGAAGCUGUUAGAUCUCAUAUCUUCAGUCCUGAGCGCAAGGCCUGGUACAUGGAGAACGAGUUCGACGAACUGUAUCUCAGUAUUGCACUGGGACGAGACACAUCGGCUAUGGCCAGGGAUGAAGCGAAUAUAAAGUCUGCGUCUGAGUACUGGACAAGGACGAAGUUGUUGUUCGGAGUGCUUGCCUAG